AUGAUGGAUUUGCUGGAUCAGAAUUCGCACGAGCGGAAUAGCGAUAUUGAUAAUCUCAUUAUUGCAGCGGCUGCUGCUUCAGGGGACGAGCCCAUGGAUACUGAUAUGACUGUUGAGGGAUGCGUCAACUAUGAAGGAGGCGAGGCGAAUUCUCGUACUGGUCAGGGAUAUUGGCAUCCUGGCUUUCUGCAAUCUGAACACGUUGUUGCUAUUCAAGAAGCUGCACGUAACGUUCUGAUUGAACACGAUCGUCAUUUCCUACCCGAUCCAUACAGUAAAAAGUUUGGUACUGAGUUAGACUACCAAGAAAUGAUGGAUCUCAUGGACUUUAAAGGAGAAGAAGACGAAACAGUUGAUCACAUAGAAGCCAUGCGAAAACACUCCAUGGUUUUCGAGGCUACCGGAGCUCAUUCGCAAGCUCUUCCACUUUAUGAGCAAGCAGUUAACGAGGCGGCCUAUCAAAUCUCUGCUGUACAACCUGCAGCCAUUUUCCACAAGCGAGACCUCGCAAUGUUGGCAAAGAUAGCUGUUCGUAUGACUGGCUUUGAGUUUCCAGUUUCACGUGCUGCUAAUUACACUCCAAUGGAGGACUACGUCACCGUGUCAUCUUCGGCAACUGUUUUGGAAACUGAGGAGAACUCUCAGUCUCUUAGGCCUUCGACAGCAGCCCCUGCUAGCGCCUCCAUGCUUCUUCAAAAAUCUGGUCUGCUUGCGCCACGACGUGACGCUUUGAAACCAGAGUUAACGGCUCAGGAGUACGCAAUAAUAGCUCGUGCCGCACAGGAGCUUGCACCAGAAUUACCCAACUUAGCACUGAAAAGCCGAGAUCAGUGCAGUUUAGUUGAGAACUUUGUUUACACCGAUGCAGUUCGCUUGAUGAAUAUUAGCCCUGAGAGACUUGAUGAAGAGAUGGAGUAUAUUCGUGAUGUAAGUGCCAUCUACGGCCGAUAUCAAAGUGGCCCUCGAAUGCCUUCUCCGCGCUUAUCACCCUAUGAGAUGGGCAUGAAUGAAGCGGCUGCAUGCGUUGCUAAACUGCGGCCCAGUUUGCUUACUCAUACUCUUCAUUUGACCGAAUGGGCCAGGCGAGUGCUCACAUUGUCGGGUCUUCAGUUGUCUAGGAUUCCUGCCCCGUCUUCACCCUCGCAUCAUCAAUCGGGUCAUGGUGAUCGGUGGUCUCAACGUGGUGGCGCAAGCAAAAAUUCCUCAGGUCAGAUGCGAAUUCAUAGCAGUGAGUCGGCGUUUGGUGGAACUACUGGUUGCAGCCUCACGUACUCCAAUGAAUACUUGAGUGAUUUUGGUGGUGGAGGUGGUAGUGGUUUCAGCAUUACUACAGCAAAUGACACCAAUAGUGGCGACGUUAUUGACUACGAGUCUUCCUGUGGUCUUGACAGUAGUGAACUCAUUCAGCCCCUAGGAGGUGCGCAAGCUAUUGCCUUGCUCUCCGACUUCAAUUUAGAGAAACUCGGUCGCGCUCAGUUCACUGUCGUUGAUCCGCGUACAGACGCUGAGUUUGAAAACUGUCCUCUUGAAUUGAUUGCCGAGGAAGAUGAUACACCACUUGAUAUGGCCGAAAUUCUCCGUCUGUCUGGUUCAGAUAGCCUAGAGGAUGUGACUGAACUUUUAGUUCCCUGCAGCGGCUACACGAGUGUCAAUGCCUUUGAUCUAACUCGUUGCACGAAUCUAAAGGAACUGGAUCUGAGCGAGAAUGCUCUUCGAGUCUUUCCUAGACGUUUGCAUCUCGCGAACUUGAAGAAACUAGGUUUGUCGGGCAAUCGAUUUAUUCAUCUACCACUGAUUGAACAAUUUCCGAAAUUGACGCGCUUGACUAUCGAUGAGAGGCUGAAACAGCUUCUAAAUCCUCAAAUGCUGGCGUACUUCUGUCCAAAAUUGAAAAUAAUCAAUGGUCAGUUCUUCGACGAGAUCUGUUCAGAUUUUACGAUUCGAGUAAUUCAAGAGGCGAGGGCUAUCAUGGAACCAUAUAUCCGCUCGAAGUGGGAGAAUGAGUUUGCAGACCGCUUGCAGCCCAUUAGCACUCCAGAAGAGCGUCUUCGAUCCAUCGAAACCAUGAUUCAGCAGUUGAAGGAUAACUUUAUGCUCGAUGAUGCGGUGGUACCGUAUAAAAAUUUGCUUGCAUAUCGCAUAGUGGACGAGUAUCUGCGAUCGAAGCAGCAGCAACAAUUACCGGAUUUGGAGAUGGCAGCAGUGGGGCCGGACUCAGCCGCUCAACAGGAUCGAGAGAAACGCACGAACGAGUUGGCUGAGACCCUUGAGGCAGAAGUGCCUAUGCCAGGUGUGGUGGAUGACGAUGAAGAGCCGACUGCCAUGCUAUCAACUUCCACCAAUGCCGAUGUAGGCUCUGGCAGUGAACCGCAGCCCACUGCUGUUGCAGAUUUGGGAGAGGCAAUUGUGGUCGAUGAUGGUGAAGAUGAGUCUCUUCAUCCCGUCACACACUAUGAAGGUGACGAGGAAGACGAGGAGGAAAGGGAAGCUGAAGCCCGAACUGCUGGCGAGAGAGCCCUCUUUGACGCCGCGGACGAAUUGUUGGGGGUAAAUUUUCCCGACCCUCUGCUUCUUCAACAACAGCAACAAAGUCAACCUGUGCAGAUGAUGGUGUUAGACAGUAUGGGUCGCCUAACCCAACAGCAGGUGAUUCCCGUGACAUCGCACGGUCAGAUGCAGAUGGGCGCAGUGCAGAAUCAGCCACCAUAUCAAAUGCAUCUGGGCAAGUCACUACGUGCGGGUCGAUCAAUUGUCAUGACAGUAGUUCGCCCCAGCGGAAUUUCAGGUCGUCCGGUGGCCGAGUUCCUCCCUGGCGAGUUGCGCAACAAGGACUAUGUGAAGGGCUACAUGGCCUCAGAAAUCUACAAAAAGACUGUUAAAGAGACCCUUGGCCAAAAAGCCACGCCAAGAAAGCGCAACGGACCAGGACGACCACGAAAGUCAGAGCCAACUUCUGCGAUCAGAACGACCGGAGCACCAGGGCCUGCAUUAGUACCGUUGAGUGAGAUAAAUCCCAGUGACCUCGGCAGCAUAAAGAAUCCGGUGGUUUCAUCGAUGCACUCCUCCACAGCGCCCAGAAGUGGACAGAACAUAAAGAGGGCAACUGCCGCCGGCGGCGUACUUCUCGAUGAUGCCGGUCUGGGGGGCAAUGCUGCGGGUCUUCCCCCGCGGCCAAAGAAGCGCAAGCCUCUAGGCAUGCAUAGAAGUCUUCGUGACUUGUGUGCGGAGCCAACCUACGGCUUCACACCAAGCUACUUGACACCCUCGGGGACCGUAGGAGGUCUGCGAACGGAUGCCUCGAUGAUUGACUACGAUCCGUUGCACUUCAUCCGGUGUCACGCCAAGGACAACGAUGCGGGGGACAGUGAAACCAAAGUCUGGCGCUGCCUCUUUGAGCCCAAUCCCUUGCGGCCUGAAGAAACCACGCACGUGGUCGCCACAUGUGGCGGCGAAUGCGUCUGCUUGAUCAACUGUGCUACCGGCAAAGUUAUGAAGAGGUUUAAGCACAUGGAAGAGGAGUUCUACACAAUCGCCUGGACCACUGUAGAAGUCGAAGGCAAUAAGCGCACCAACAUCUUGGCAGCAGCCGGUCGCAUGCGCGAGAUUCGAUUGUUGCAUCCAGAACAACUGGUUUGCUAUGCUGAGAUGAAGGGUCAUACAGAAGACAUCACUGCUAUGAUUUUCCAUCAAACACAACCCACCAUACUCUUCAGUGGCGACUCCAAGGCCUCCGUAAUUGUCUGGGACAUCGGAAUCCCCUCAGUCCCUGAUUACAAGACCCGUUAUCAGCUGUUGAUGCGUCUCCGUUGUCCCCGGCUGGACGUUAACCCAGUGUUAAAUCUGGUUUUUCUACCACACUAUGCCUACCUAAUUGCAGGGUGUGAGGACGGUCUCUUCGCAUGGAAGAUCACCGACCUCCGGUUGGAGAAACGCGAGCGUGAGCCUGAUAUGGAACUCAAAUUGGAAGUGGAUCAUGAGGUCUGCAUUGAUGGUUUAGCUCAGUUGAGUGACAAUUCUCUUGUCAUCAAAGUCGUUGAGUCGGGAGAAAUAAUGGUGUUUGACUUCGCUGCUGUGCUCGAGCGGCGAAAAGGUCUUCAGCGGGUUGUACCAAUUGAAAUGCGUGGUCAUUUGUACUGGCAAAAGACCGAUGAAAUUUACAUCAAUGUGUCAGUACGUCAAAAUCUCGGUGCUGUAAUCUGUGGAGACAAUGAGGGUGCUAUAUGGAUCUACGAUCUUGAUCCCUAUCUUGACGACCUUCAUUCAUCCAGCAGGAAGAAGUUCUUUGUCAAACCGAUUAAGAUUCUUGAAUGGCCGGAGUGUUCGGUUCAAGGGAAUCGGGAUGAGGAUCAACAAUUAAAGGAAUCUAUCACCUCUGGUUUUCGCAACCCCGUGGUUAAUAGUGUGGAGAUGAGUUCUGAUGGUCACUUUCUGGCGGCAGUAACAGACAAUAAUCUCGUCUGCAUUUGGCGUUACGCUCCUCCCAUCACGACUUCCGCUCCAGUGGCGCCUUCUCCAGCCCCUGCCACAGCAGACAGUACCGUUGCUACGACAACAGCAGCACCAGCAGCGACUACCGACGAGACGGGUAAUCCCAUCGACACCGUACUUAUCAAUGCUCCUACCGCCAUUACUGGUUCCACCGUAGAAACUAUAAUUCAGUCAGAUCCCCCCACUACUGAGCCCUCUUCUCAACCGCCGCCUUCCUCAAUCUAA
This is a messenger RNA of Hydatigera taeniaeformis, 4713 nucleotides long. Lineage: Eukaryota; Metazoa; Platyhelminthes; Cestoda; Cyclophyllidea; Taeniidae. The record is from the annotation of a GenBank genome assembly.